CCACCUUGUUGCUCCCGCCUCCCUGCGAGGCCCCACUAAAUGAAUUCACACUACGUAGUAGGUGGAUUCGCCAGUUUCCUACUGCCCCCGACUUGACAUCUGGUCGCUUUUCAGAAAACCGCCAGUCAACGUCCAUCUCAUCGAAGCCGCACAAAUUUUGGGCCGUCUCGAUUGAAGGCCUCGUCCUAUCUCACCUCCUGCCUCCUUAGCCGUCCCGCUCCCCCGCCCUCGCCAUGGCGUCUAAGACCGUAUCGGCCAAGAAACAACAAGAGCUGCAGACGACGUAUUCGAACUACAAGAAUACGCUCCAGCAGCUGGCGCAGAAAAUCGGCGAUGUCGAGCAAGAAGCUGAAGAGCACAAGCUUGUCCUCGACACCCUGGAACCACUCCCAGGGGACCGCAAGUGCUUCCGCAUGGUCAACGGCGUGUUGGUGGAGCGGACCGUCCAGGACGUGAUUCCUGCUUUGCGGACGAACGCCGAGGGCUUGAAAAAAGUCCUCGACGACCUGGUCAAGCAGUAUAAAAUGAAACAAGACGAUCUAGAAAAGUGGAAGAAGAAGAACAAUAUUCAGGUGGUUCAGUCAUGACGCAACUCGAACGCCCGAAGCCCAAAGGGAUGUGGAUCCUGGGAUUUUCGUUAUAUUUACAGCACAGCGGGCAAGGGCCCUCGAUGCUCUCGAAGAACAGAUAUCUCAAGGUAGCCCGUUUGA
Messenger RNA from Durotheca rogersii, 710 nucleotides. RefSeq names its product Prefoldin beta-like protein. Gene Ontology annotation, biological process: protein folding. Gene Ontology annotation, molecular function: protein folding chaperone. NCBI's taxonomy places the organism in Eukaryota, Fungi, Ascomycota, Sordariomycetes, Xylariales, Xylariaceae. Gene Ontology annotation, cellular component: cytoplasm; prefoldin complex. The record is from RefSeq and is a predicted model, not a curated record. Bases 234 to 587 code for a protein of 117 amino acids. The transcript has 4 exons.